This is a messenger RNA of Suillus subaureus, 893 nucleotides long. RefSeq lists its product as uncharacterized. The transcript is spliced from 5 exons. NCBI's taxonomy places the organism in Eukaryota, Fungi, Basidiomycota, Agaricomycetes, Boletales, Suillaceae. The coding region runs from base 83 to 637 and encodes 184 amino acids. The record is from RefSeq and is a predicted model, not a curated record.
ACACAGCCACCUGUAAUUGCCCAAAAAGGGUUGGAUAGCUCCUUAGCCUUGAACUCCCUCGGGCUUGUGAUAUCAUAGAACUAUGUCGUCCAGCUUUGCCUCUUCGUUCGCGCCCUAUACCCCUCCACCAGAUGACUCUUCCUACCGAUCAGCGAUAUCUUCAAACUCCAAAGCUCGGCCAUGGUUUCCAGUUCACUCAUCCUCACGAGGAACAGAGAUAUCUUAUCAAUCUGGCGGUCUCCCUACAUUUAACAAUUCGAUAAGCGGGCAUGAGGAUGUUCAGCAGGAUCUGUGGGAAACGAGUUAUGGGCUGCGUGUGGACGUUUUAUCAGCCUUCGCAUAUAUAUUGGGUCCAAUCUCAGCUUUGAUAUUACUUGUGCUGGAAACUCAUAACGAUUAUGUUCGCUUUCACGCUUACCAAUCUGCCUUGCUAAUGACACCUCUGUUAUUGGUGCGCAUAUUUGCAUCACUACUUGGUUUUCCUUCGUGGAUGCGGUCAUUCCUUACUAUUACAUUCGCACUUUCCGCACUUUUCAUGGCCGUACGAGCAUACCUCGGAGCGUCGCGCGAAGGUCUCACACGUUAUCAUCUCCCAAGAAUUGGACCGCUUGCUGAGAGAUGGGUGUUUGAGGAAUGAGCUGUUCUCCUCCACGACGUCAUUAUCCCAUAUCAACGUGCACUGGAAUUACACCCUCUAUCUAUGUAGCAAUGAAUACAUGAACAAUAGUAACAAGCGAUCCCCUUCCGGCGGGGCCGCAGUACGCAGUGGGUGAAGCUACUAUGUGCAUACUUUCUAUGUUCACGCAAUCAAAGCUGGUUGGUUCCGAGCGCACUCAAGCACGCGCAUUGCAGGUCAACAAUUUUGUGAAGGACAGAAAAAAUGCUGGUCCGAU